ACGAAGCCAAAGUACACCAAAACAUAGUACACUUUGGUGCUACAAACACCUUGCUCCAAGCUCAUCAAUGGCUCUCCAAGUUCAGGCCGCGCUCCUGCCCUCCACUCUGUCUGUCCCCAAGAAGGGCAACUUGGGAGCGGCGGUGAAGGAGCCGGCGGCGUUCCUUAGCGUGAGCCAGAAGGCGAAGAAGCCGUCGCUCGUGGUGAGGGCGCAGGUGGCGACGGCGCCGCCGGUGGCGAGCCCUGGCGCGAGCACGUCGAGGACGGACGGGAAGAAGACGCUGCGGCAGGGGGUGGUGGUGAUCACCGGCGCGUCGUCCGGGCUCGGGCUAGCGGCGGCGAAGGCGCUGGCGGAGACGGGCAAGUGGCACGUGGUGAUGGCGUGCCGCGACUUCCUCAAGGCGGCGACGGCGGCCAAGUCGGCGGGGAUGGCGGCGGGGAGCUACACCAUCAUGCACCUCGACCUCGCCUCCCUCGACAGCGUCCGCCAGUUCGUGGACAACUUCCGGCGCUCCGACAUGCCGCUCGACGCGCUGGUCUGCAACGCCGCCAUCUACAGGCCGACAGCGCGGACGCCGACGUUCACCGCCGACGGGUACGAGAUGAGCGUCGGGGUGAACCACCUGGGCCACUUCCUGCUCGCCCGCCUCAUGCUCGACGACCUCAAGAAGUCCGACUACCCGUCGCGGCGGCUCAUCAUCCUGGGCUCCAUCACCGGCAACAGCAACACGCUGGCCGGCAACAUCCCGCCCAAGGCCGGGCUGGGCGACCUCCGCGGGCUCGCCGGAGGCCUCCGGGGGCAGAACGGGUCGGCGAUGGUCGACGGCGCCGAGAGCUUCGACGGCGCGAAGGCGUACAAGGACAGCAAGAUCUGCAACAUGCUGACGAUGCAGGAGUUCCACCGGCGGUUCCACGAGGAGACCGGCAUCACGUUCGCGUCGCUCUACCCGGGCUGCAUCGCCACCACCGGCCUGUUCCGGGAGCACAUCCCGCUGUUCCGGCUGCUGUUCCCGCCGUUCCAGCGGUUCGUCACCAAGGGCUUCGUCUCCGAGGCUGAGUCCGGCAAGCGGCUGGCGCAGGUGGUGAGCGACCCCAGCCUGACCAAGUCCGGCGUCUACUGGAGCUGGAACAAGGACUCGGCGUCGUUCGAGAACCAGCUCUCGCAGGAGGCCAGCGAUCCGCAGAAGGCCAAGAAGGUCUGGGAACUCAGCGAGAAGCUCGUCGGCCUCGCUUGAUUCACCAUUCCCAUUCUCUUCUUCAUUUGUUGAUUUCUUCGGGUGUUAGGACCUUCAGUCUUCAGAUUUGAGCGCGUGAGCGGCCUGUCAAGUGAUGUACAAUUAAUUGUUUUUUUUUUGGCAAACCAAUGAAUAAAAACCACAGGCUUAAUUA
This is a messenger RNA of Oryza brachyantha (malo sina), 1388 nucleotides long. RefSeq names its product protochlorophyllide reductase A, chloroplastic. Gene Ontology annotation, molecular function: protochlorophyllide reductase activity. Bases 68 to 1234 code for a protein of 388 amino acids. The record is from RefSeq and is a predicted model, not a curated record. NCBI's taxonomy places the organism in Eukaryota, Viridiplantae, Streptophyta, Magnoliopsida, Poales, Poaceae. The transcript has 2 exons.